AUGCUUUCCAGCGCUUUGAGGGUGCUUGCAACCGCUCUCCUUCUACACUCCCCUGUAGGUACGUCAAGCCCCGUCAGCGUCAUCUCAGAACGGGCAUCGGGAUAUGAGAACUCUGCAUAUUUUGUCAACUGGGGCAUUUACGGCCGAGCCUAUAAACCCCAGCAACUGCCGGCCAACCAGCUAUCACACGUGCUGUACGCAUUCGCUAACAUACAACAGGACGGUACCGUCUAUGCAUCAGAUGCGUGGGCUGAUUAUCAGAUCCACUGGGACGGAGAUUCUUGGAAUGAUGUGGGCAACAACGCCUACGGUUGCGUUAAGCAGCUAUAUCUGCUGAAGAAGCAAAACCGCAACUUGAAAACACUGCUGAGCAUCGGUGGCUGGACUUACAGCACCAAUUUCCCUGCCGCCGCCAGCACUGAUGCCACUCGUGCCAAAUUCGCUUCCACGGCCGUAACCCUCCUCAAGGACUGGGGGUUCGAUGGGAUUGAUAUCGAUUGGGAGUACCCCGCGGAUGCGACGCAGGCUGCCAACUUUGUCGCACUUCUGAAGGCAGUACGGUCAGCUCUAGACACCUAUGCCAACCAGUACGCUCCGGGAUACCACUUCCUCUUGACCAUCGCAGCGCCCGCCGGACCAGACAACUAUAACAAGCUGCAGUUGGCCAACAUGGCCAGCGUGCUUGACUACUUCAACCUCAUGGCCUAUGACUACGCCGGAUCCUGGGACUCAACCUCUGGUCACCAGGCCAAUCUGUACGUAGACAGCAGCAACCCAACUGCGACGAAGUUCUCGACGGAUGCCGCCAUUAAGGCGUACACGGCAGCGGGUGUGCCAGCGAGCAAGAUCAUCCUGGGGAUGCCCAUUUAUGGACGUGCUUUUGAAAACACGGCCGGCCCGGGGCAGUCAUACUCGGGUGUUGGAUCUGGUUCGUGGGAGAACGGCAUCUGGGACUACAAGGUGCUGCCCAAAGCUGGCGCCACGGUGGUCAACAACAAUGCCAUCGGCGCAAGCUACUCGUAUGACAGCGGGUCCAAGGAGUUCAUCAGCUACGAUACGCCCGACAUGGUGCGCACCAAGGUGUCAUACAUCCAGUCCAAUGGCCUCGGUGGUAGCAUGUUCUGGGAGGCCAGCGCCGACAAGACAGAUAGCAGCAGCCUGAUCGGGACCAGCUACUCAAGCUUGGGCGGCCUGAAGAGCUCGAAUAACCUGCUGAGCUAUCCGAACAGUGUGUACGAUAACAUCCGGGCGAAUCUGUCAUGA
This is a messenger RNA of Neoarthrinium moseri, 1263 nucleotides long. RefSeq lists its product as uncharacterized. Gene Ontology annotation, molecular function: chitinase activity; chitin binding. The coding region runs from base 1 to 1263 and encodes 420 amino acids. NCBI's taxonomy places the organism in Eukaryota, Fungi, Ascomycota, Sordariomycetes, Amphisphaeriales, Apiosporaceae. The record is from RefSeq and is a predicted model, not a curated record. The transcript is spliced from 4 exons. Gene Ontology annotation, cellular component: extracellular region. Gene Ontology annotation, biological process: chitin catabolic process; carbohydrate metabolic process.